GGCUUAAACCCUCACGCACCAGAGGCAGAGACUGACGCAAGAAAAACGAAAAACCCUAACGGCCGAGUCCCGUAGACUUCAACCUCUCGCGCCAUACACCUACAGCUUCAGCUGACAUUAAUACGCUGCUGUUUCUGCUUCGAAGUACAAAUCCGGCACCGAGACAGCAUGGCGGCUACCGACGAAGAGAAGGAGGCGGCGACAACGACGGCGACGACGACGACGUUUAAGAAUUUGGGGAUAUGCGACGAAUUGGUGGAUGCUUGUGAGAAAUUGGGCUGGACAAUCCCUACCCCAAUUCAAGUCGAAUCCAUGCCUGCCGCCCUCGAAGGAAAGGACUUGAUCGCACUUGCACAAACGGGUUCGGGUAAAACCGGUGCAUUCGCGCUUCCUAUACUGCAAGAACUAAUAAAGACUCCACAAUCCUUUUUCGCUUGCGUUCUGUCUCCAACGAGAGAGCUUGCAAUUCAGAUCGCCGAGCAGUUUGAAGCUUUGGGGUCCGAGAUUGGCGUCAAGUGUGCAGUGCUUGUUGGAGGAGUGGACAUGGUGCAACAAUCUAUCAAUCUUGCAAAGCGGCCACAUGUUGUUGUUGCAACACCUGGACGCCUCAUGGAUCAUCUAUCCAACACAAAAGGAUUUUCUCUUCGCACGUUGAAAUUUUUGGUUUUAGAUGAGGCUGACAGGUUGCUUAAUGAGGACUUUGAAAAGUCAAUUGAUGAAAUUCUGAAUGAAAUCCCUCGUGAUCGGAGGACAUACUUAUUCUCUGCUACUAUGACUAAAAAGGUUCGGAAGCUGCAAAGGGCUUGCCUAAGGAACCCUGUGAAGAUUGAAGUAGCGUCUAAGUAUUCGACGGUUGACACGCUAAAGCAGCAGUAUCGUUUUCUGCCAGCCAAGUACAAGGAUUGCUAUCUUGUAUAUAUUCUGACAGAGAAGUCUCAGUGUACAACUAUGGUAUUCACCCGCACAUGCGAUGCAACACAAGUUUUGGCUUUGAUGCUUCGAAAUCUUGGCAUAAGGGCCAUCCCAAUUAGUGGUCACAUGAGCCAGUCAAAAAGGCUUGGAGCCUUAAAUAUGUUCAAGGCUGGAGAAUGUAAUGUACUUAUCUGCACUGAUGUGGCUAGUAGAGGAUUGGAUAUUCCAUCAGUGGAUAUGGUUAUUAAUUAUGACAUUCCCACAAAUUCUAAGGAUUACAUCCAUAGAGUUGGAAGGACUGCUCGUGCUGGACGAUCUGGAGUUGCAAUCUCUCUAGUGAACCAGUAUGAGUUGGAGUGGUAUAUACAGAUAGAGAAGCUUAUCGGCAAAAAGUUACCCGAAUUUUCUGCUCAAGAAGAGGAAGUCUUGCUACUGUUGGAACGUGUCGGACAGGCCAAAAGACUAGCCCAGAUGAAAAUUAAAGAGAGCGGAGGCAAGAAGAGGAAGGGGGGAAACAAUGGUGAGGAGGAGGAUAUUGACAAGUACUUAGGUCACAAAGGAGGAGGAAAGUCCGGAGGAAAGUCGAAGAAGUUCAAAAAAUCUAGAGAUUGAUUCCCCUCCAAUGCCAAGUUUUGUUCUCGAGAGAAUUUUUUGCUUUUCGGUAACUAUGUACCUCGAUUCAACAAGGUGCCACCGAAUACUUGCUUACCUUCUGUUGUUUGACGAAGGCAACAAGUAACUAGAGGACCGGCAAUGAAAUUUUUAAUCUUUUUAUGUAACAUAUCAUGCUCAACAUUUUCUUGACUGAGGGAUGAUGUUGAACAUUUGUCCCACAAUCUUUUUGGAAGUUUGAUAAACAUUGUUGAUUUAGGUUUUCAGUUAUUUAAUAUCAUCAUUUUCUAUCAUUUCUCUUA
Pyrus x bretschneideri (Chinese white pear) is the source of this 1826-nucleotide messenger RNA. Its product is annotated as DEAD-box ATP-dependent RNA helicase 10. Gene Ontology annotation, molecular function: ATP binding; nucleic acid binding; RNA helicase activity. The transcript is spliced from 13 exons. The coding region runs from base 169 to 1524 and encodes 451 amino acids. The record is from RefSeq and is a predicted model, not a curated record. Lineage: Eukaryota; Viridiplantae; Streptophyta; Magnoliopsida; Rosales; Rosaceae.